GAACCGAAUAAAUUUAUCUUGACUACAUCAGGAGAAGAGAAUAUUGCUGAACGGAAAUAUUUGAUGAAGGAAAUUCCCAUGCACCCCUAGGUCCUCAGAGCCAAAGAAAAAAACAGCCCCUUGCCGAGAAAAACUCGUUUGUAUUAAUAUUUGGACAGCUAUAGGGUGGCCAAGUGAGAGAGACGGCGUCUCCGAUGACGCGUGAGCUGUACGCUGGUGUAUAUCUCUUGGUCGUGUUUUGCACUGCAGAUGCUGCUGAAAAAGUCAUAAGCGCACGUGGAGUGCGGCUGCGCCCGCUCGCCUUGCUCGCUGCGUGCCCCGAAAGGUACAAUUGGUCCGCGACGCCCUGCUCGCUGGCAGUAGUGGUUGACGGACAGUGGCGUGCACACCACCCGGGAUGACCUGCCCCACGCCAUGACCCGCCUCGCCGCCAGCGCUGGUGUUUGUCUGUUGACUCUGCUGCAUGUGACAAGAGCCGGCCACCUGGGGGCGGCGGCUGUCGCCUCGACCGCCGUCCCCGACAACACUUCCGCCUCCUUGAUCUACAACACUUCAGAUGCAAGCAUUGCACCAUUCAUUGAUCCUGAAUUGCAAAUCGGAACUUUGCCUCUUUGGCCGCAGGCGGAACCGUGCGGAUGCUGGAACACAACAGAGGAUGGCCGCGAGGUAGAGGUGGAGUGCAAGUGCGGCGGACCCAGACUCACCUACAUCCCCACGGACUUGGCCAAGGGAGUGCAACGCAUAUCUCUGGUCAACGCCGCCUUGCAGCACAUCCCGAGCGACGCGUUUCAACCGUACCGAUCCACCCUGCAGGACAUCGUUUUGCUUAAGCUGCGGAGCUUGGAUGCGAUCGAGGAAGGCGCCUUCGAGAAUCUCACUGAGCUGCGAACAGUGUACAUCGACCACGCACCGCUGCUCACGAGUCUGCCCAACCGGCUGUUUCACACCCACCUGCCCAGCUUGAAAAUCAUCCGCAUCGUUCACACUGGAAUCACCACCUUGCCCCAUUUGAGUGGCCUGAAAACCAACUCCAUUCUCCACAUGGUGGACCUGGAAAACAACCGCAUCACCAAAGUAACGUCCAACGCAAUACGGGUUCGCACUGAGCAUUUUCUUCUCAACUACAACAAAAUCUGUGAGGUCGAGGACUACGCUUUCAACGAGUCGGAGAUCGCCAAGCUGAGUCUCAAAGGAAAUAAAGCGUUGGUCGUGAUACGGCCUGAGGCGUUCGUUGGACUCAAGAGUCUCCGCGAGCUGGACCUGUCAGAGACUUCGAUUUCGCAGCUGCCGAGCAAAGGGCUGAAAGAAAUUGAGAUCCUGCGGCUGGAGAAUACGUGGCAGCUCAAAGAGAUCCCUUCCAUAUAUAACUUCGAGUACUUGAAGGCCGCAUUUCUCAACUACGCGUACCACUGCUGCGCCUUCCAGUUCCCCGCCAAGCACGACCCACAGGAAUUCGAGAAACACCAGCGUUUCGUGCAAAUGAUCCAGGACAAAUACUGCAAGAACUCCGCCGGGAACCGGUCAAAACGCGCUUCCAAUGCCUCCAGAGACGACGGUUUCGGCGAGUUCGGAAGAGUGGUGUAUUCUCCGGAUAACAUGAGCACGCCACAGCACACGGUCCCCGACUGGGGUAUGCUGGAGCAGCAGAGCCCGCCCAACUUCGACCCUUACUUUCUGGAUCCGCACCUAGGCUUCGGACAGGUGAGCGACUCGGGUGCUCCUGGGGGCUUUGCAUCAGAGGACAGUGGUGUUUUCCACCAGGCCCCCGGUGACGGCACGCCGCACCUGGUUCACGCCUAUUGCGGCAACCUGUCGCGUGCGCUGCGCGACGUCAAAUGCAGCCCCACCCCGGACGCGUUCAACCCCUGCGAAGACCUGAUGGGCAACUGGUGGCUCCGGGUCUCCUCGUGGCUCGUCGUGCUCGCAGCCGUCUUUGGAAAUCUGGCUGUCUUGGUGGUCCUCCUCAGCUCCAGGUUUCGAAUGACUGUACCCAAGUUCCUGAUGUGCAACUUGGCCUUUGCUGACCUUUGUAUGGGGACGUACCUGCUGAUGAUCGCAGCGAUGGACGUGCACUCGAUGGGCAUCUACUUCAACUACGCUAUUGAUUGGCAAGAAGGCUACGGCUGUCAGGUGGCUGGUUUUCUGACAGUGUUUGCUAGCGAGCUGUCCAUUUUCACGCUGACGCUGAUCACAAGUGAGCGCUGGUACGCAAUCACGUACGCACUGCAUCUGGACAAGCGGCUUAAACUGUUCAGCGCGGCCAAAAUCAUGGCCCUGGGCUGGCUUUACUCGAUCACAAUGGCCACACUUCCAUUGCUCGGCAUAAGUGGAUAUUCCAAAACAAGUAUUUGCCUGCCGAUGGACAACACAGACCUUGAAGACCAAGUGUACUUGCUGACUCUGCUGCUGGUGAAUGGACUGGCAUUUGUGCUGAUCUGCGGUUGCUACCUGAAAAUCUACUGCACCAUCAGCGGGCACAACACGAUCGCCUCGCGCACGGACACCACGGUGGCGAAGAGAAUGGCGCUACUCGUGUUCACAGAUUUCGCCUGCUGGGCGCCGAUCGCUUUCUUUGGGCUCACUGCUGUCGCUGGAUACCCACUAAUUGACGUCACGGGGUCAAAGGUGCUGCUAGUGUUCUUCUACCCUUUGAACUCGUGCGCGAAUCCGUACCUGUACGCCAUCCUGACAAAGCAGUACCGGCGCGACCUGCGGGCCAUGUGCUCGCGGCGCAGCUACUGCACCAAGAAGCCGGCCAAGGUGGUGGCCGCCGCGUCGGCCAUCUCGCAGCCGGUGCGCAACACGUACUCGACGGGGCCGCAGCAGCCCAACAGCGCGGCCGACCUGCGGCCGCUGGAGCAGCGUCGGGCGUCGUCCACGGCCGGCGGCCGGGAGGCCAGCGGCCGCGAGGCCAGCUCCAGCAGCAGCCGCUCCAAGGGCUCGCCGCACCCCCUGCGCAACUCGACCACCAAGCUGCACAUCACCGGCGAGCAGGAAAUGUUGCUACGCAGGGCCGUCGAGCAGGCCGUCCUGCCUGACCCCCACAGUGCCCCCGAGCCCUACAUUAGCAGCAACGUCUGAGCGCACUGACCCCACGGAAGAGUGCGGACAUUGAAUAAUUUAGCAAACGGUUGGCAGAGAAAAGUCAAUUAAAUCGUUGAGACAUUUAGGCUCAAGCUGUGAAUUCUAGACGAAAAAGCUUGGGAUGUGGAAAAAUAUAGCAAUUGUUAAAAGCGCGACAAAAUUUUUAAGUUCAUUUUGCCCUGUCUAUUUGGAUUUGGCGGAAGAACUCUGACUCUCUACUUGCUGGUUUUCCCUUCCAAUCACGCGUAUGUUAAUUUAACGCGGAAAAUGUUUAAGAAAUAAAAACUUCACGUCUAGAAUGCAGAGCUGCAUGAUUUAUUCCGAAUGAAAGAUGAAAAUAAGUUUCCAAAGUCGCAAAGAUUGAACACUUACUCCACGCAAUUGUCUUAUUGCUACGAUUGUUUCCAUGUUAAAGCGUCAAUCGGGCAGGCACUCGCUUUUUUUCAAAACCAUUUCCAUCCCCUCAAACUAAGCGUCAAUCAAGAAGUGCCUAAAUUUAUUUGCUACCGGUCACAGGCUGUUCAUUAUGCGACAUAAAAGACAAAUAUGGCUUCAAAAUUAAUAUCUCUGCCAAUCCUAGGCUAAAAUAUGUGUACGCAGAAUACCCGUUGGACCACCACCGUUUCUUCUGUGCCAGUGUAUGAUGUUUGUGAACUCUGUGCCAAAUGUUCAGCGCUAAACUUGCUUACAAUUAUAGAUCCCAUCUGAUGGUGAGUGAAAUUCUUCAUUACAGAAUCGAAAGAGUUCUUCUAAUAUCGGAAAUCUUACAGUAAUUUGGAUAUUUUGACUUAAAAUUUUAUGAAUUUUGUAAGAGCACAGUCCUUUGUGCCCACACUGAUAGCGAGAUUCAUCAGAUUCUGCUUCUUUGGCAAAUAUAACGUACCGCGUCAUUCACAGAUGGGAUUAUUCCCAAGGCGUCCACCGAUACAAUAUUGUGAAUUUAGUUUAAAAAGCUUACUCAUCAUUGUUAACGAAAGUUUGGUUUGAAUUUAUGGUGAUAGAUCUACCUCAGCAAACCGAGAUUUUAGGGCUGCAUUGCCUUUCUUGAAAUAUGUCUUGUUACAAGAAAAAAAACCAGUAUCAUGCAUACCUACGAUAUUCUGUUACUUCCAUACAUUUGCACAGAAAUUUAAGUCAAUUCCUCACGGCAUUUACCGCUCAUUGUUUCCCAUAAAAGAGGAAAACAUUACAUUAAACAUCUACGUCAUUUGUAGUUGUCGUUCGUAAGCAGGGUGGCAUACUUUUUUGCAUUUCAGCAACCGCCAGAGAGUUAGGUCAUUUAAAAUUCUUCUUCCUAAAAAGCUGAAGUGUCAUACCUAGAAAUCAUUUUUGUACAGUUGUCUCAAUGCUCUCCAUUAAAUUUGGAAAAUUUGAAGAGAACGAAGUGAAACACCUUUUUAAAGUACCGGGGUCUUUUGAUUUGUAUGUACGGGUCUAUUUUUACCAGACGAACAUCAAUAAAAUAAAAUUACAUUUUUCGUUAUGAUUUGUGUGUAUGAAUGCGAUGGGAGAAAAUUAUGGACGGAUUGUUAUGCAUCUGUGCGAUUAUUGCAUCCAGAGUGUAAAAAGCCCAUGUACAAAUUUAUGUGUGUUUAGCUAAUAUUGUUUUAAAUAUUUUGCGAUUUUUUUCUAAAAAAUAUACACAUAUAUAGAUAGAAAAGGUGUUCCAGGAAUCAAGACAAAUUUAUAUGUGGACGCUGGAGAGCUUUGCCUCUUUGGCGUAUUUCCUUAUACAUUUUCCCCAUGUCACACUUGGCGGCUGUACUACUUACAAUACUGUGCAUACUAUAUUGACGUCUGUGACGUUAUGGAGCGUCGGGCAGGUUGCCUAACGGCGGAAGCAGCAGGCGCUUCUUGUUCAUGCAUGGCUACCCACAAGAGGUCGCGUAAAACAAAAACCAUCUCAAGCCUCGCUGCUCGGAAAGAGGCAGUGAAAAGGAAAUUUAAGUGCGUGAAUUUUAUGUUGUCUGUUUUUACGGCAAGCAUACACGUAUGCAAAAGACGUGUUUCACUUGACUUGAGAACCGCAAUUAUCGCGACUCUAGAAAAUAAAAAAAUUCUGCAUCUCCAGCCGAAGAAAUCAACCGAUCAAUAUGGUUAUUUCGACGAUUCAAUCAGUAGAUUUUAGGAUAUUUUAACACAAAUUUCGCUUUUAAUAAUUAAAUUCUGAACUUGUAGCUCUUGCAUACUUAGAAUACUCUAGUUUAUCUAUACAAAUUGAUCUGAGGAAGGAACUUUGACCAGACUGUUAUAUUGUAUUGUUGCUCUAAAAUUAAAUUUUGUAAUGUUCACCGAACUUAAUGAAAUUCCGUGUUUUACUCUCAAAACGGGCAGCUUAAUGUGAUUUGCGAGUUCAUCGAUAUAUUGUUGAACUGAAGAGUGGCCUAAUGGACCAUAAUUCAUUCACUUAAAAAAUAUGUUUGCCGUUUGAUUAAUUGUAAACAAAGAAUAACUGGCUGGCGUGUAUCACUAAAGUGAAAUAUUGUACGCGUGCAACCAGCAUUGGAGCAUUCCAAACUUGGCUGUUUGAAAUUGGAUAUGUGCAUGUUAUGGAUUGGAUUAUAUUGUGAAUUUUUUUGCAAGAGAUUGAAAUUCGUUACGUUGUAGCUGUGCAAAAAAUUGGUCGAGUUGAUGGCACAUGUGAGAUGUUCUUUUUUAAUAAAGCGCCUGGUGGGCAUCAUCA
This is a messenger RNA of Cloeon dipterum, 5767 nucleotides long. Its product is annotated as lutropin-choriogonadotropic hormone receptor-like. The record is from RefSeq and is a predicted model, not a curated record. The coding region runs from base 415 to 3081 and encodes 888 amino acids. Lineage: Eukaryota; Metazoa; Arthropoda; Insecta; Ephemeroptera; Baetidae. Gene Ontology annotation, biological process: activation of adenylate cyclase activity; hormone-mediated signaling pathway; adenylate cyclase-activating G protein-coupled receptor signaling pathway. Gene Ontology annotation, molecular function: protein binding; protein-hormone receptor activity; G protein-coupled peptide receptor activity. The transcript has 18 exons. Gene Ontology annotation, cellular component: plasma membrane.